AUGAUAUUUGCAAUGUUCAUUAUUGAGAAAAUCAGUCAUGUUAUUUUUUUUUUGUUGUUCCCUGGUAGUCACCUCCAGCACAUGAAUCCAGGAAAUGAUACACAAAUUUCAGAAUUUUUUCUUCUGGGAUUUUCAGAGAGACCAGCACUGCAGCCCCUCAUAUUUGGGCUUUUCCUCUCCAUGUACCUGAUCACUGUGUUUGGGAACCUGCUCAUCCUCCGGGCCGUCAGCUCUGACUCCCACCUCCACACGCCCAUGUACUUCUUCCUGGCCAACCUGUCCUUUGGUGACAUCUGUGUCACCUCCACCACCGUCCCAAAGAUGCUCUGGAACAUCCAGACCCAGAGCAAAGUCAUAACCUAUGAGAACUGCAUCACACAGAUGUAUUUUUUCCUGCUCUUUGCAGGAUUAGACAUCUUUCUUCUGACAGUGAUGGCCUAUGACCGCUUUGUGGCCAUCUGUCACCCCCUACACUACAUGGUCAUCAUGAAUCCCCGGCUCUGUGGACUGCUGGUUCUGGUGUCCUGGAUCAUGUGUGUCCUGAACUCCUUGUUACAAACCUUAAUGGUGUUGGGGCUGUCCUUCUGUACAACCUUGGAAAUCCCCCACUUUUUCUGUGAACUCAGUCAGAUGAUCCAACUUGCCUGUUCUGACACCUCUAUUAAUAACUUGGUGAUGUAUCUUGCAGCUGUGCUGCUGGGUGGUGCUUCCCUGGCCGGGAUCCUUUACUCUUACUCUAAGAUAGUUUCCUCCAUACGUGGGAUCUCAUCAGCUCAGGGCAAGUAUAAAGCAUUUUCCACCUGUGCAUCUCACCUCUCCGUUGUCUCCUUAUUUUACUGUACAGUCCUAGGAGUGUACCUCAGCUCUGCUGCUACCCAGAGCUCACGGUCAAGUGCCACAGCCUCGGUGAUGUACACGGUGGUCACGCCCAUGCUGAACCCCUUCAUCUACAGCCUGAGGAACAGAGACAUAAAGAGGGCUCUGAAAAGCAUCGUUGGGGUUCCAGGGACGUAA
Messenger RNA from Neofelis nebulosa (Clouded leopard), 1014 nucleotides. Its product is annotated as olfactory receptor-like protein OLF4. Gene Ontology annotation, cellular component: membrane. The record is from RefSeq and is a predicted model, not a curated record. Gene Ontology annotation, biological process: G protein-coupled receptor signaling pathway. The transcript has a single exon. Gene Ontology annotation, molecular function: olfactory receptor activity; G protein-coupled receptor activity. Bases 1 to 1014 code for a protein of 337 amino acids. Lineage: Eukaryota; Metazoa; Chordata; Mammalia; Carnivora; Felidae.